UCUUACUCUGCGUGUGGGUGGUUGUGUUUUUGGUCUAGAUUUGGAGAAUGAUGAACAUGUCCAGCGCCCCUCUGGGAGCAGAGCUCACCGAUGAGGAAAAGGAGAUCAUCAACAGUGUACUGGCUCGUGCAGCUAUGAUGGAGGCCAUGGAGCAUCAGAGAAUAGAGCGCCUCUCCACUCGGCUGGAUAAUAUUAAGAAGACUGCGUGUGGUGAUGGCCAGUCGCUCUGCCUUAUAUGUGGGGCAGGGUUUGGACCACAGGGAGUCACAGCUGUCCUCUGUGCACACUGCAACAAACACAUGUGCAGUAAAUGUGGAGUCUACAGCAACAGCAGGGCCAGCCCAAUGUGGCUGUGCCGAAUCUGCAAUGAGCACCAAGAGGUGCAGAAACGGUCAGGAGCUUGGUUCUUCAAAGGAAGAGAGCUGCAGCCUCUACCAGGCCUCCUCCCUCUGUCUAAACCACAACAGUCCAGCCAUGAGUCCAGCAAUGAGUCCAGUUCUCCACUGGCCCCGCAGUCCUCUGGAUCAGAACAAUGGGAGCAGACGGCGAGAACAACAGCUGACAGAAGUAAUGAGGGUCAGGCCUGUCCAACGGUGGUAAUGAAAACAGAGGGACAUGUGCUAGCCCCCAAACCCCUGCGGGCUAGUACUCAACAGGCACUCUGCAGCUCAGAUGUGCAAAAUAAACAGAGAGAAGAGGUCCCCUUCCCUGCAGUUAUGGAAGAAAAACACCAGCCUCUUGUGGCCAGUUCCAUCUCAUCCAACACUCCAGCUCCAAGACUCACUCCAGUGGUGAAUAACACUACCCACCACCCUCUUCCACAGAGACCUACUGCAGAAACAACACAGGACGACGACAAUGAGUAUGACUCAGACGAUGCCACAACAUUGGGAUCGCUGGAGUUCAGUCUUCUUUAUGAACAAGAGAGCCAUACUUUACAAUGUUGUAUCAUCAAAGCAAAGGGUUUGAAAGCAAUGGAUUCCAACGGCCUCGCUGAUCCUUAUGUAAAACUCCAUCUCCUACCCGGAGCUAGUAAGUCCAACAAGCUUCGUACCAAGACGCUAAAGAACACGUUGAAUCCAGUGUGGAAUGAAACUUUGGUCUACCAUGGGAUCACAGAUGAAGAAAUGUCACGUAAAACCCUUCGGCUUUCAGUGAGCGAUGAAGACACAUUUGGACACAACGAAUUCAUUGGUGAAACACGGGUGGCCCUCAAGAAACUCAAAUUCAACCAAAAGAAAAAUUUCAAUAUUUGCUUAGAGAGAGUUAUACCGGUGAAAAAGACUCUUGGAGGCUCAUCUAGAGGCAUGGCUUUGUAUGUAGACGACCUGAACGACGGUGAUGAUUCUGAGGAGAGAGGACGCAUCCUUGUAUCACUGAUGUACAACAGUCAGAAGAGCUGCCUGGUUGUAGGUGUGGUCCGCUGUGCUCACCUGGCUGCUAUGGACUCCAAUGGGUACUCUGAUCCUUUUGUCAAAAUAUGUCUCAAGCCUGAUAUGGGAAAGAAAGCUAAAAACAAAACACAAACAAAAAAGAAGACUUUAAAUCCAGAGUUUAAUGAGGAGUUCAGUUAUGAGAUAAAACAUGGAGAACUUGCCAAAAAAUCUCUCGACAUCUCUGUGUGGGAUUAUGACAUGGGCAAAUCCAAUGAUUUUAUCGGGGGAUGUCAGCUGGGUAUCCAGGCUAAAGGUGAAUGUCUGAAGCAUUGGUAUGAAUGCCUGAAGAACAAAGAUAAGAAAAUUGAGCGUUGGCAUGUGUUGUCCAAUGACAGCUCAGUGCAGUUUGAGGAUUGAGACCAUCCCCUUUAUAGGUAGCUAUUCUUUUCUUUUGCUCCCUAGAAAAGUGCAGACAUAAGGCUAUCAAAAGCUUGCAUCACUGUAAUUAGUUUUGAAGCAAUGUUUAAACUAUAUUCAACCGAUUUACAUAAAUAUUAACUUUUGAGGUGCCCUGGACACAUCUGAUAAAGGAGAAUAUAAAUAUUACAUGUAAUAAAAAGCUUAUCCCAGAAGUUGCACUUACCUGAAACACUUUAUCUGGUUCUUCAAAGCCUUGUUGUAUUAAUUGUGAUGAACUAUGGCUUCAGCCCAGAUGCAAAAGGGGAAUUCCCUCUGACCUCAUUUCCUGUGCUGCUGCUGUGCUCCUGUCAUACAAGACUGUGUCUGUGCAAUCAGCUGAUACAUGACAACAUGUAGUGCUUGCAUCAUCCAAGCAGUCUUUUUA
Messenger RNA from Periophthalmus magnuspinnatus, 2220 nucleotides. RefSeq names its product rabphilin 3A homolog (mouse), a (gene rph3aa). The coding region runs from base 48 to 1793 and encodes 581 amino acids. Lineage: Eukaryota; Metazoa; Chordata; Actinopteri; Gobiiformes; Gobiidae. Gene Ontology annotation, biological process: intracellular protein transport. Gene Ontology annotation, molecular function: small GTPase binding. The record is from RefSeq and is a predicted model, not a curated record. The transcript is spliced from 15 exons. Gene Ontology annotation, cellular component: membrane.